UAUUAUUGUGUUCGUGAGAACCUGGCAAAAAUGCUGCGAAAUUUGGCUAGCCGAAAACUCGUCACUCGCAUCACCCGAUUCAAUUCAACCAGAUGGUCCUCCGUGGCAGCACCAUCAGAGGCUGUCAUCACCUCAUUUCCAGAAAACCCUAGUAGCAAGAGCGAGGAGGUUGUCUUGCAGAAGGUCUUUGCUGAGAGAGAAAAUGAUUUGCCCGCAUCACAAAUGAAAAAUCCAUACGAAAAGGAGAAGGUGAAAUGCAUUCUUUGCCAGAUGGACAUCAGCCCAAGCUACAAAAAUCUUCGGCUGCUGUCUCAGUUUGUCUCCUCUUUUACCGGCAGACCCUAUGGCAGACACAUUACCGGACUGUGCAAACACAAACACGAGCAGGUAGCCAGAGAAAUUGCAAAAGCCAGGAGCUUGGGUAUGAUGCCAGUCAUGCUGAAAAACGUCAAAUUUUUGAAGGAUCCUGCUCUUUAUGAUCCUGAAAAGCCACUGCGUCCUCAUAGGUUUUAAAAGUCUGUUUAAGAAUGAUCACAUAGCUGUGCGAACUCAUCGAUUUGAUUAAAAUAAACGAAUUGUUAAAAUGUA
Cloeon dipterum is the source of this 588-nucleotide messenger RNA. RefSeq names its product mitochondrial ribosomal protein S18C (gene mRpS18C). NCBI's taxonomy places the organism in Eukaryota, Metazoa, Arthropoda, Insecta, Ephemeroptera, Baetidae. The transcript is spliced from 2 exons. Bases 31 to 513 code for a protein of 160 amino acids. Gene Ontology annotation, biological process: mitochondrial translation. Gene Ontology annotation, molecular function: small ribosomal subunit rRNA binding; structural constituent of ribosome. The record is from RefSeq and is a predicted model, not a curated record. Gene Ontology annotation, cellular component: mitochondrial small ribosomal subunit; ribosome.